AUGGCAAGCCGAGUUCGCGAAACCAUCAUGGAGUGCAUGAGAGAAGCUCAAUCCUCCGGCGCCGACGACGAGGACAGGUGCCAGGCGCUGCAAACCCUGGCCACCAUCACCAACAUCAGCCCCCAAAACCGGAACUUGGUGGCUCAGAUCGACGGCGCCGUCUCUUCGCUUAUCGGCCUCUCGAAAUCCGCCGCCUCGCCUCAAAAUGUCCAAACUCUGGCGCUCUCGGUGCUCUUCAACCUUUCGCUUAAUCCCAACUUGAAGCAAUCUUUAGCUCAAAAGGACACCAUUUUCCACCUCACUUCUCUCAUCGACUCGCCGGAAUCCGCCAAACUCGCCGCCUCCUACCUCUGUAGCCUUGCCAUGUUAGACAAGAAUAAAGCCAAAUUCGGCGUUGCCGGCACCGUUCAGGUUCUAGUGAAGGCGAUAUCCGGGCCAUGCGGGCCGGCCAGCCACCACCUCCUCAGCUCUCUGGCCGAGCUGGUGCAGUUUCACGGCAACUGCACGCUCGCGGUCCGGGAGGGGGUGGUGCCGGCUCUGAUGACGCUGGCGGAGAGCGGAGACGGGGAGGAUCUAGCCGGAACUGCUCUAGCAAUUCUCGGGCUUCUGGCCCGGUUCGAAGAAGGGCUGAGCGAGCUGAAGAAGACCGAUAGGAUCGUGGCCCGAAUGCUGGGGAUUUUGAAGAGCGGCUGUUUUCUUAGUAAAGAAGGGGCGGCUGAGAUUCUUCUCAGGUUGUUUGACGACAGCGAAAAAUGCUUCAGGGCCGCUGCUGAACUGCCGGAGUUUUCGUCGGCGCUGGCGGAGAUUUCAGUGGGUGGUUCGGGCCGGCCCCGGGAGAAGGCCAGUUUGCUCAUGAAAAAGGUCAUGGAUGCUGACCUGUAUUGA
Molecule: messenger RNA, 885 nt
Organism: Salvia splendens (bonfire salvia)
Lineage: Eukaryota; Viridiplantae; Streptophyta; Magnoliopsida; Lamiales; Lamiaceae
Product: U-box domain-containing protein 39
Exons: 2
Coding region: 1-885 (294 amino acids)
Molecular function (GO): protein binding
Source: RefSeq, a predicted model, not a curated record